AAAAUUUAUUGUCUAAUUAUUCUUUAUCCAACUACUAUUUAAUUCAACCAAAUAAAUCAUUUCAAAAACAUAUUCAAUCAAUCAAUCAUUUAUUAUAAAUCCUUUUGCGAAUAAAAGACUACAAAUCCCCGUCACCAUAUUUUGUCCUUUAUUUUAUUUCUUCAGUUUGCUUCUGCUCUCAUCAGUGCUGAGAAAACCAAUUCUUGUUUCAUUCAUUGUUCUCUUUCAAUCAGAGAGGAUUUUCUCACGACUUCUCUAAAAAUGGAAAGCAUUACCAAUGUUAUGGAGUUUGAGGCAAUUGCAAGGGAAAAAUUGCCGAAAAUGGUUUACGAUUACUAUGCAUCUGGUGCAGAGGAUCAGUGGACUCUACAAGAGAAUCGAAAUGCUUUCUCUAGGAUAUUGUUUCGCCCUCGGAUUUUAGUUGAUGUUAGCAAGGUUGAUGUAAGUACAACUGUUUUGGGUCACACGAUCUCAAUGCCGAUAAUGGUUGCUCCUACAGCCAUGCAGAAAAUGGCCCAUUCUGAAGGGGAACUUGCUACUGCUAGGGCAGCUUCAGCUGCUGGCACCAUAAUGACAUUAUCCUCUUGGGGAACGUGUAGUGUUGAAGAGGUUGCCUCGACUGGACCUGGCAUUCGAUUUUUUCAGCUCUAUGUGUUCAAGGAUAGAAAUGUUGUUCGGCAGCUUGUUAGAAGGGCUGAAAAUGCCGGUUUUAAAGCAAUUGCUCUUACAGUUGAUACACCAAGGCUCGGGCGAAGAGAAGCUGAUAUCAAGAACAGAUUUGCCUUACCAGCCAAUUUGACUCUGAAAAAUUUUGAAGGCUUGGACCUUGGCACAAUAGAUAGGACAAAUGACUCUGGACUUGCUACAUAUGUUGCAGAUCAAGUCGACCGGUCUCUUAAUUGGAAGGAUGUGAAGUGGCUUCAGACUAUCACUAAUUUGCCGAUUCUAGUGAAGGGAGUGUUAACUGCUGAGGAUGCAAAACUUGCCGUACAAGCUGGAGUAGCAGGGAUUAUCGUGUCAAAUCAUGGAGCUCGGCAGCUCGACUAUGUUCCUGCAACAAUAAUGGCCUUGGAAGAGGUCGUGAAAGCCGCGCAGGGAAGAAUUCCCGUUUUUCUUGAUGGUGGGGUGAGGCGUGGCACGGACGUUUUCAAAGCACUAGCACUCGGUGCAUCGGGUGUUUUCGUAAAUGGCGAAUCAGGCGUGAAAAAGGUGCUUCAAAUGCUUCACGACGAGUUUGAGCUGACAAUGGCUUUGAGUGGCUGUCGAUCGGUCAACGAGAUCACACGGGCCCACAUCACGACCCCUUGGAACGCGGCUCGUCUGUAA
Striga asiatica is the source of this 1326-nucleotide messenger RNA. NCBI's taxonomy places the organism in Eukaryota, Viridiplantae, Streptophyta, Magnoliopsida, Lamiales, Orobanchaceae. The record is from the annotation of a GenBank genome assembly.